AUGCAAAUUCUUACUAAAAGUUUUUCACCUCAAAUAGCUCAUACACAGACAACUACUGUCUAUACUCAUGUAGGAUCAGAAUUUGCCACGGCGGUUGCUCAUUCCACUUCAGAUUCAACACCUGAUAGAGCAGUUAUUACUACAAAUGUCACAGCUACAGCACCAGUAGCAUCUGACAAUAAUGAAGGAAAUAAAGAGCUAAAACAUGCACAAUUUCAGCUAAGCACCGUUACUUGUCAUAAAGUUAAGUACACUGGAAUCGGUGCUGCUGAAAGCUCCAUUGAGGAAAAUGAAAAUGUGACAUCGCAAGCAGAUAAGUUAGAAGAUAUAACUGAAGUCAUUUUUGAAAAAACAGUUCGUUGUACUUUGUUCUCAGAUCCUUUUUUGGAUGAAGAAUUACUAUUGGAAAACUUGCCGAGGUUUGAACAGCACAACGCAGGUGGUGUUUCACGUGAGUCAGUACGUACUUCAAAUUUGACAUUGGCGAAAUCACCGUGUACAAAACGGGAUCUUGAGACCUGCAAUAUCGAUGGACAUAUUUCAAAGCAACGAAAGCAAAGCCUUCACUCGAAAAUCAGCCAUCGUAAUAUGGAAUUGUCAACUCGGAUAUUAAAUGACAGAAGAUCAAUAGGAUUUCCUGUGAUGACUUCUUUCCACCAUUUGAAUGACAAUAAUUGGCGGCAACAUUCCCAACAUGGUUAUCUUUCCAAAUCUCAUCCUCCACAACUAUUUUCCACGUUCGACAAUUUUUCUCGUAACCGAGAACGAAAUAACUACGACAAAGUAUCUUAUUCAUCAAAAAAUAGCCGAAGCAACCAGUUACAACUGAGCAAGAGUUUCCAAUGGAUAAUAUGGAUCCUAACCGAGACCACUCUAUCAGCAAUAGUUGUGAAUGGCGAUCCAAUUCAAGAAUGUCGAACAAUAACUUGUAUACGAACAGAUCGUGUAGCACAUGGUUCACAUGAUGCAAUGCAUACAAUUUUACAAGAAAAUAAUUCCGAAAGUUGUUAUGAUUAUGUGACAUCUGAUGAUAAGAGAAGUCACGGAGCAAUAAUUUCUGAUAAUUUAACUCAUCGAUCUUUAAAAAAAAAUGGAUCCAACAAAUCUCGCAAUUCUCCACCAAUACAUCUAGCCCUGAAAUCUCAGCAUGAAUUAGCAGAAAAUAGUAGUACUGAAGUUGAAUCAUCGAUUAAUUCGAAAUCAGAUUCACUUUCAACUCCAACGGAGGUCGUUAAUGGAUUAGAGGAUGAAGCAGUGGUAAAGAAUGAUAAAGGCAAUCAAAACUAUAGACUUCAGCAGAGUUCGGGUAGUGCACUAAAAUCAACACAAAACAUUGAACAGCUGACAGAUUUGUUUGAUGAAAACAUUACUGUUGAUGAAAAAGUAGCACUAAGAGUUAAAAAGACGACUAGAAUGAGUGAGACUGCGCAAGGAAGAAAUCACGUAGUAGUGGAUAAGUUAGUGAGUUGUGCGGUCAUUGUUGUGCGUUUGCUUGCGAUCUGA
This is a messenger RNA of Thelazia callipaeda (thelaziosis nematode), 1503 nucleotides long. NCBI's taxonomy places the organism in Eukaryota, Metazoa, Nematoda, Chromadorea, Rhabditida, Thelaziidae. The record is from the annotation of a GenBank genome assembly.